AAAGCGGCCAAAGCUUUACUCGUAUUAACCCCAUUGUUAGGCGUGGCUUAUAUGUUGGUUUUGGUCACUCCGACCCAUCGAACCGCUAAACUUAUCUUUCAAUAUCUUCAAGCGAUUCUCGUCUCCACUCAAGUGAGGAAUUCAGUUCGGCAUCACUUCGAGCGCUUCAAACUGAGGCGAACCCUAAGAGGCGGUGAAUAUCCGGUCGGACAGAGAAAUACAUUCGCUUUCCGAUCGUUAAGAUAUGGCGAGAAUGUAAAACUGUAUCGGAAUAGGGGUGAGAGGGAUAGGGGCUCGUGUAUCAGCUUCUCCACCACAACCACAUACGUGUCCAACAAUCACAACCAGUCAAAGACCCGCAAACCCUCGACCAAUGGAUCGGUUAACAACUCCAGCGCUAUCUACGGACCCAUUGCUGGUCGCAAACGCAGCGACGAAGACGUCCUCUAAAACACAAUAUCAUCGGUUAUUCGUCGGCUGAGUUCAUGGCAUCAAGUUUUAGGUCAAUUAUAACGAUAUGGCUGUUCAAAAGGCGC
Molecule: messenger RNA, 536 nt
Organism: Medioppia subpectinata
Lineage: Eukaryota; Metazoa; Arthropoda; Arachnida; Sarcoptiformes; Oppiidae
Source: the annotation of a GenBank genome assembly